This is a messenger RNA of Cynara cardunculus var. scolymus (artichoke), 1592 nucleotides long. Its product is annotated as AUGMIN subunit 4. Gene Ontology annotation, molecular function: microtubule minus-end binding. Lineage: Eukaryota; Viridiplantae; Streptophyta; Magnoliopsida; Asterales; Asteraceae. The transcript is spliced from 13 exons. Gene Ontology annotation, cellular component: HAUS complex. The record is from RefSeq and is a predicted model, not a curated record. Gene Ontology annotation, biological process: spindle assembly. Bases 193 to 1479 code for a protein of 428 amino acids.
AUAAACAUCAGAAAAUUUAUAUAUAUAGUCAUCCAUUUUACCAAACCACCGCAGAUCACAUCUCCGACCACCGGUAACUAUUUUAUUCAAUCACGAUUCCAAUUCAAACUAGUGGUUUGUCGGCCGGCCGAUGUGUGCACACAACAGUAGAAGGUAUCGUUAGAUUUUUGAAAAACAAAUAAGCAACCAAAAAUGGCCAAGGGAGGAGGCGGCCAAAACCUCCCACCAGAUGUAAUCCAAUUGAUUGAUCAAUUGGAGCGUCACUGCUUAGCUCCUGAUGGAUCCCUCGUCUCCAAGUCUGUCUACAACGAUCUCCAACUUGCGCGAGAGGAAAUGUCGAGAGAAAGACUACGUUAUUUGGAAGCUAUGGCUAUUUACUGUGAAGCAAUUGGCAUGGUUGAAGAUUAUCAACAGGCUGUUUCAGUGGCCAAUCUUGGAGGCAUUCGAGACGUACAUGGUCUACACUCCAAUCUUGGCCUCAAGAGUUCUCCUCAGGUAUAUGAGGCGCUUGAGCAUCGAUUGGUUGUUGCAGAAGCUGCUCAGAGACUGAGACUUCCUCUAAUUUCAAAAGACGGCGAGGUUCAUGAGGAAGAAAUAGAGAAAUGGAGUGUGUUAUCAAGAAGCUCUCUUGAUAGUACAACUACCAAUGUCACAAUAAGCUCAAACUCAAGUAACUAUACAAACAUUUCUGCAAUAAACACGGGUAGCUCAACAAACAAUGCGUUUCCUACCGCUGCUUCUGACGUUGGAGAUCCUGGAGUUGGUGGUGUUCCUAACCGGUUUCUCGGAAUAACACCAGGUUAUUUGUGGCAAAGUCAGGUCCAACGUGCGCCAUUGCAGAUGGAUGUGGCGGAAUACCAAAUGCCACUUCUUCGUGAGAUUGAGAUUCGCUUAAAGGUUAAAUGUGACAAGUUAGCUGAUGCUUUUAUAGAUGACUUGGAUUCUUCAACCGGUAGUCAAAAUUCAAGUGCUCGGCUUCCAGAAAGGGUAAAGUUAAUUAUUGAGGAGAUAGAAAGAGAAGAAGCAGCUUUACGUGAAGAUCUAUAUUCUGCCGACAGAAAGUUUGCAGAAUAUUACAAUGUGUUGGAGCAGAUACUUGGUGUGCUUAUUAAGCUUGUGAAAGAUUUGAAGUUGCAACAUCAACAUAAAUACGAUGAACUGCAAAAGACUUGGUUAUGCAAACGGUGUGAAACAAUGAGCGCCAAAUUGAGAGUAUUGGAGCAUAUUCUCCUGCUUGAGACUUACACUCAGGAAUCAGUUCCAGCACUGCAUAAGAUAAGGAAAUAUCUGGUUGAAGCUACAGAAGAAGCUUCACUUGCAUACAACAAAGCCGUGACACGGCUUCGUGAAUAUCAAGGGGUUGACCCGCAUUUUGACACAAUUGCAAGACAAUACCAGGAUGUAGUAAAGAAACUGGAGAAUAUGCAGUGGACGAUUCACCAAGUCGAAAUGGACCUCCACCGUUUACCUAACGCUUAAAUAUAACUAACUAUUCAGCUUCGUCUUUUGUGUUGUAUCGUAUGUGUUCUAUUACAAUAUGUAUGAAUUUUGAUCAUUGCAUUGUGAAUGAGAAGCCUUGCUCUUUCUGCUUC